CGUUUGCAUAUUGUAAUAGCCACGCCACAGCUAUGGCCCCAAGGAAAUGGAUCUCGAGGAUUGCACCACGCAGUCUGGCGACAGUGGAGCAAGUGACUAAGCGCACCAACUGCCGCUCGGUUGGCACCCAAACCGAUGUCCUGGCUAAGGGUCCGGCAAAGCGCAAGAAGGUCCAGAACAAGGUCAAGUUUCUGGCUUCGCAGCCACCGCCGUCCCAGUACUUGGCCACCCACCUGAAGCCGGCAGUCAAUCCACAGGCAACUCAAACAAUAAAACGGCGUCCGGAUACAUUCUCAUAUUUUCUCCCCGGUCCUAAUGAGAAGUCUUCACAGGCGGUGGCCGACCGAAUCGCUGACGCAACCGAUCGGGUCAUCACCGCAAGCUCCGGAGAACGGCAGAUAAGCUUCAUGAGGUCUGUGGUGAGCAACCGCCGCGAAGAGGCCAACCAGUGGGAUCGUAACCGUCUGAAAAUUUUGCUGGCCCAGAUCAAUGGCGAUCCACCGCCACGCUGGAACUCGGCCACCCAGUUGUGGCUAGAGGUCGACAUGCUGGAGAAGCGCAUAGAGGCCUACGACCAAGGGGAACUGCCGAAUGUUAAGAAUCGCAAUUUGGACAGGAAGAAGGAUAAGGGGCCGUCAGAUGAAGAGGACCAGCGGAUGACUUUAAAGGGAACGCGCCGUACAUAGACGGAUCACCCUUGGCACCUUUUCAUACUACGAAACUCGAAUAUUUUAUAUUCAAUGGCUAAUCUAUAAAGUCGAACUCGACUUUGAUACAUGCACAUUGCAUUUA
This is a messenger RNA of Drosophila mauritiana, 792 nucleotides long. RefSeq lists its product as uncharacterized. The coding region runs from base 33 to 686 and encodes 217 amino acids. The transcript has a single exon. NCBI's taxonomy places the organism in Eukaryota, Metazoa, Arthropoda, Insecta, Diptera, Drosophilidae. The record is from RefSeq and is a predicted model, not a curated record.